CAGCGAGGCGACACAGAUCCGCGGGAGAUUAAAGUGCCAUCCUCAGGCCGCUGCUCUAGGUGAAGUCUUUGCCCAGAGCCAGGGGCUGAGCAGUUGAAGCUUUGAACUCGCUCAACAAACAGCUGAGAAGAUGCCUACCACAAAUGAGCAAGAUGAGAGGAUGAAAAAGUUUAAAAAUAAAGGCAAAGAUACAGCUGCGAUGAGACGCCAGAGGAUGGAGGUUAAUGUAGAACUUCGAAAGGCCAAGAAAGAUGAACAGAUCCUAAAACGAAGGAACAUUUCUUUCUCUUCCAUGGGGGAGAGUCUUUCUCCAGAACAAGAGAAAAAGAAUGCAACUGCUCAGCUCUCCUUGGAGGAAAUAGUUCAAGCUGUGAAUGGGAACAAUCCUGAGCUUCAUCUGAAGGCUACUCAGACAGCCAGGAGGAUGCUGUCCCGGCAGAGGAACCCACCUCUCAAUCAGAUUAUUGAAGCAGGGAUUAUUCCCAAACUGGUGGAAUUCUUGAGCCGUAACGAUAACGUUACCUUGCAGUUCGAAGCCGCGUGGGCCCUGACUAACAUUGCUUCUGGAACAUCUGACCAGACAAGAGCCGUUGUGGAGGCAGGUGCUGUCCCAGCCUUCGUAGCCCUCUUGUCUUCUCCGCACAUGCAUAUCAGUGAACAGUCUGUGUGGGCACUGGGUAACAUAGCAGGUGAUGGCCCCAUGUACAGAGACUCCCUUAUCCACAACAAUGUGAUUCCUCCUCUGUUGGCCCUGGUGUCGCCUUCUACUCCUGUUGGGUUCCUGCGAAAUAUAACAUGGACGCUGUCAAACCUCUGCAGGAACAAGAACCCUUACCCACCCCUUGAGGCAGUGAGACAGAUCCUGCCAGUGCUCAUUCGCCUACUGAAACAUGAAGAUAAGGACAUCCUCUCUGACACUUGCUGGGCUGUAUCCUACCUGACUGAUGGGUCCAAUGAUCGCAUUCAUGUGGUGGUGGAGACUGGGAUUCUCCCGAGGCUGGUGGAACUCAUGGCCAGUCCAGAAUUAAGUGUUGUGACCCCUGCUCUACGUGCUAUUGGGAACGUAGUCACUGGGACCGACGAGCAGACCCAGAUGGCCAUCGAUGCAGGUGUGUUGACCGUCCUGCCACAGCUCUUGCAACACCCAAAGCCAACUAUACAGAAGGAGGCAGCAUGGACUCUCAGUAACAUUGCAGCAGGACCUUGCCAUCAGAUCCAGCAACUCAUUACCUGUGGGCUGCUACUUCCCUUGGUGGAGCUGCUGGAUAAGGGAGAAUUUAAAGCUCAGAAAGAGGCCGUGUGGGCAGUAGCCAACUUCACAACAGGAGGCACUGUACAGCAAGUGGUGGAACUUGUCCAGUAUGGGGUCCUUAAACCUCUGCUCAAUCUGCUGUCUGCCAGAGAUGGCAAAACCAUCCUGGUCAUCCUUGAUACAAUUUCAAAUCUCUUCCUGGCAGCUGAGAAGCUGGAGGAGACCGAGAAGCUGUGCUUUCUAGUGGAAGAACUUGGUGGCCUGGAGAAAAUUGAAGCACUGCAAACCCAUAAUAAUACCAUGGUUUAUCAAGCUGCCUUAGGUCUCAUAGAGAGAUACUUCGCUAGUGAGGAGAAUCCAAACCUGCAGCCAGAAUCUGACCAAGAAAGACAAACCUUCAACUUCUCAGCAGAGAAACCAGAUUUCUACAACUUCUAAAGAUGAAGCACCACAAAACACUGAGCUGGUGGGUGGAGGUGUCUUCCUGUCUGUCUGCCAAGCCCUUCAAGAGGAACAAAGGCAUUCAGUCUUUUUUUGUAUGUCUGAAAUCUGACAAUAAAUCACACUUUCUGGAUUUGUA
This is a messenger RNA of Chrysemys picta bellii (western painted turtle), 1832 nucleotides long. It is a transcript of the gene KPNA7, whose product is annotated as karyopherin subunit alpha 7. Gene Ontology annotation, molecular function: protein binding; nuclear import signal receptor activity. Gene Ontology annotation, cellular component: nucleus; cytoplasm. The record is from RefSeq and is a predicted model, not a curated record. NCBI's taxonomy places the organism in Eukaryota, Metazoa, Chordata, Testudines, Emydidae. Gene Ontology annotation, biological process: NLS-bearing protein import into nucleus.